UCGCCGGAGCCGGGCAGGAGCUCUCCAGAGAGGAAGAGUCCCAGCUCCCCCGUCUGCAAAGACAAAUCAAGACCACCUUCAUCAAGCCCUUCCAGUAUUGUUCGCAGGACGUCCUCACUGGAUACACUUGCUGCUCCUUACCUUGCAGGGCAAUGGCCUCGGGAUAAUCAUGGACAAGCUGCUCCCUGUAUGAGAGACAAAGCCACACAGACAGAAAGUGCCUGGGCUGAGGAAUAUUUAGAAAAGAAGAGAAGCUCACACAAACGUUCAUCAUCAUGGGGCAGCAAUGAGCAGCUUAAGGAGAUUGCAAAAUUGCGUCAACAGCUGCAGAGAAGCAAACACAGCAGCAGGCACCAUCGGGACAAGGAAAGACAGUCUCCUUUUCAUGGCAACCAUGCAGCCAUUAACCACAGUCAGGCUCCUAUCCCGAAGAGUGCUCUCGUUCCUGUGAUACCUAUAACCAAAUCAACGGGGUCACGAUUCCGAAACAGUGUGGAAGGAUUGAAUCAAGAGAUUGAAAUAAUAAUUAAGGAGACAGGAGACAAAGAAGAACAACUUAUUCCUCAAGAUAUUCCAGACGGGCACCGUGCCCCGCCUCCGCUGGUGCAGCGCAGCAGCAGCACUCGCAGCAUUGACACCCAAACCCCCGGUGGAGCAGACAAGGGCAGUAACAACAGCAGCCGCUCCCAGUCAGUGUCUCCAACCUCCUUUCUUACCAUCUGUAAUGAAGGCAGUGAGGAAAGUCCGUGUUCUGCAGAUGAUCUGCUUGGUGAUUCCAGAGAUAAAGAAAAUGGGAAUAAUUCUCCCUUGCCAAAAUACGCUACCUCGCCAAAACCCAACAACAGCUACAUGUUCAAGCGUGAACCUCCUGAGGGCUGUGAAAAGGUGAAAGUCUUUGAGGAAAACUUGCCAAAGCCAUUGCAUGAAAUUCCAGCCUUCUAUUGCCCUGACAAGAACAAAGUGAAUUUCAUUCCGAAAAGUGGCUCUGCUUUCUGUCUUGUCAGCAUCCUCAAGCCACUUCUUCCCACACAGGAUCUCACACUUAAGGGCACUACACACAGCCUGACUGUCUCCUCCAGCAUGACGCCUGGUUUGUUACAGCCCAUUUCUAUGGCCUCCUUGACUACAAACACAGAUCAAGACAGGAUCUCUCGUGGAACAAGUACAGUAAUACCACAGACCUCUCUGCUCCAGCAGUCAGGAUGUAUUGAGGAAGCUGAAGAAUAAUUUUGAUUGUCUUGACAUUUUUCUGGGCAACUACUGGGAAAAAAAUGGAACCAAUUGACCGGACCUUUCUGAUCACACACACACAUUGUUAAAACAAUUUAUGGCACUGCCAUAAUCAAACUGUUUGUAUAAUUUCGGUAGCACAUUGAGAAGUUCAGGAGGAUGCAGCAGCUGAUAUGCUGUUGUACUUUCUGCUUUUGAAGACUCUGGUUCUGUUUCUCUCCUCCUUUUUUUAAACACUGGUGAAAACAGACUGUCAUAAUCCUUUGCCAUUUAAAGGACCAGUUGUUGUGAUGGUGUGUGUCCUCUGACUUUCUUUUUCCCAUUAAAAACGUCUCAAGACCAGCCAGCUGAUCCCAUUUACCAUUGUAAUCUGCAGAGGGAGGCGCAAUCAGAUGGUUUUGCAAGAUGUCUUUUUUGUAUGAAAAAUGUGUAUUUUGUAACAAAAUUUUGCCUUUUCUGGUUUGUAGAUGGUGUUUCCUGGUGAUGAUCCCCCUACCUUUUUUUUUUUUUUUUCCUUUGGUAGGGAAGAUUCUUUUAUACUUGGCUGGCUUACAGCUGAUGGGACCAAAGGAUUGCUGAACUAUUAUAGCAGUCUCAAAUUAUGUGACCUUGCUGAACAGCCUCAGACCUAAACAAAGCAAGAAAAGUUAAUAUGUUUGAAACUUUUAAAACAGAAGAGUAUGCAAAAACAGUGUUAGUAUAUAGUGUACAUUUUUUUAAUAUAAAAAAAUUGUGCUUCUGGUAAGUCACAUUCUUAAAACUCCUUCCUUCACAGAAUUCCUGCUAGUGUUGGUUUAUUGGCUGGAAAAUUGCAUUUUAAAGCACUUGUCCUGGUAUUGUUCUAUUUGUCCAUAGAAAUUUUGUGCAGAUGUAGGGAAAAGAUAUAGUAUCCUCUUACUUGGUAUUCUUUCUUCCAGGAAAUACUUGACUCUAACAGGCUUGCUUAGAUUCUUAUGAGUCAGCCUGAAUCAUUAAUCACUCUUGGUACAAAUUUGCUCUGACGUGACUCAUCACUGUAUUAUAGACCCUGGCCACAUAAUCCUGAAAUACCUGUGCAUGGUUUCCUCCCUUUUGUCAUAGUGGUGUUUGUGUGUCCGUUGAAGGUGAUGGUUUGUCAGGCAUGAUAUCUGUUAUGCAGAAGUUUACAGCAGCAGCUCUCUUUUUGACUAGCAGCUUAGGCUGGCAUGUAAAACUGAGGAUUUUUUGAUACUUGGUUUGUCCUGAUAAUGUGGCAGUUUAUGGUUGCUUUGAAAUUACAGUAAAAGGCAAAAAUGGGGGGGAAAGGCAACUGCAAACAAAAACUGUUCAGGAACUUCUCUGAGGCUUCUCAUGUGUUGCUGGAGUGCAUUACUUGGGUUUGAGUUAAUACAUUUAUAGAUAUGCAGAAAACUGCAAUGACCUGAAUACCAGUGUCAUAGUCACUUCCAAAACAAGUUGAUCUUGUACCUCUUUGACAGAGUUAGAUUCAAUAAUUCUAAGUGUCAUUGUGAGCAGUCUCUGGGUCUGAAUAAAAGCUGAAUAAAGCAGGUCUCAUUGGCUUGCACAUACACAAUUUCCAUCUACGUAGCUUCCAUGGAUCAGUUGUAUUCUCAGGUCUCCUCAUAACGGCAACUAUUUAAAGAUGAUUCUGCAAAUAUAACAUUUGUUCUUGUUCAGUGCUUAAUAUGAUUAAUUUGCUUCGAAACAUUUCAUGUGAGAGAAAAAACCCCUGCAUAUGUAUGCAGAUAAUAAUCAUAAUUUUGAUGCAUAUUUGCUGUUCCUUUAAAUCCUGUAUUAGUAACUACGAUUGCAGUGUACUUUAUUCAGCAAGUAAGUGUAAAUCAUACUAGAAUGUGGAAGUUCUCUAGUAUUUUUAAAACAUUAUGAAAAAAAAAUCAGUAAAUUAAAAUUGUACCAGGAAGUAUGAAAGUAUUUCACCUGUUAAAUUAGCAAACAAGCAUAAUUUGGUUUACUAUCUUCCUAUGAAAAUGGACAGGAUGUUUUGAAGUAACGGUUUUGAUUUGCACUGACAUUUGCAGUCACCUGGAGUUGUUGAGGAACAGAAUUUUAAAAAUAAGCAGCUUUGUGCAUCAAACUUGCGUAAUUUCGGCAGUUGAUAGCUCUUUUCUAGGCUUUGUGGAUAUUAGUUUCUUCUGAAACACUACAGUGCAAUUUGAAGUCUAAAAUUUACUGCUUUAGAUAGAUUUGUUUAAACCUGGUGUGACUGAAUCCAGAUCAUAAUCAGGUGAAGGAAGUGCUUUUAAGUCUGUUUUCUAUUUCUGUAACGGUAGCAUGUAAAGAACUUCAUUGUUGCCAAACUACCUAGUGCUUUAUUAGGAGAUCUUAACUGAAAGGUUAAGAACCAUUGAGAAGGGCUAAAGUUAACUAAUAGCCUUUAUUACAGCCUUGACACUUGACUGACUUCACCAAAAUGCAUUCUGAUGUUUGUUUUCAUCACAGUGUGACUCUCCCAAACAGCAGUGAGCUUUCUUACUGUAGGACUUUCUUUUGCACCUGUUGUUGUAGUACUUUGAGUAUCUCUCUGGUAGUUUACCUUGUAUGUUAUUGGACAGUGUACUGUACAAAUUAGUGAGCUGCUCUGAUAAAAACCAAAUGUAAAUGUGUGAAGUUUCCACUUUUUAUAAAAAAACUGCAUUCAGGACAACAUUCAGUCUUUUUUAUAUGCAGGACAACUCUACUAUUGCUGUGGCAGCUCAAGUUUAUUGUGAAUCCACACUAAAGACUCAGAGUUAAGAAAAUAUGACAUCUCUUGUUCGGAGACCAGCUUUGAUGUGUGCAGACAAAAAUUAGCCUUAAAUUUUUUAUGUGCUGUCAUGUGCCAUGGCAUAGCUGUUAGCUGAAGUAUUUAAACCGAUUUGCAAAUAGCUUUGAGAGUGCAUGGAGCUUUUUAAAAAUUAUUUUCUGUAUAGAGUGAGAUGUUCAUUUUUUGGGGGAGCUGACCUGUGCAUUACACAAGCACAGUUUUACCAAAAGAGUUCAAAUUCUUUUGGCUUACUUAAAAUCCUAACUAUGCAUAGACCUAGUCAGUUCCUUGAUUCCCUACUUUGUAGCUUAAGAAAAAGUAAAGGUCUAUUUUUAUGCACAACUUGACACAUUUGAUAUUCUUGUUUUCUUGGUGUUCUACACUUCUAGCCCCACUUAAAGGCUGGUAGUUGAGUUCAAUAACACUGGUAGUUGACUUUGAGAUAUAUUAAAUGAUGUUACUCCAGUUGUAAAUUCAGCUUAAAUCACAAGGAAGGCAUUCAUUGUAAUGAAGUCCAUGGUGACCGUUGUGAUUGUUGGAAUGUUUUUUUCAAAAACUCAAGGCACAUGGGAAGAGGGCUCCUUUGGUAAAGUAUGACCUGCAUCAGCUAUUCUUUCCUUGCUUAGUGCCAUAAUCCAUUAACAUUAAAGUACUUGAAAAACUAACAGACAGUACUUAAGUACAUCCAUCUUGGAAAGAAAUUCUUGAUUUCAGGUACCUAUCCCAAGUGAGGAAAAAAGGGAGUGAAAAUUAAAUAUUGCUUACUGUGGAAGUAAAUUAUUACUGUGUUUGAUUUUACAUAAAGCAAUAGCAGCUCUUAUAAAGUAUGUUUAGUCUCAGGGCUAUUUUUUGAUUUGUUCUAAAAUACAAUUUCCUGGAAUUCAGAGUCUGAGACUGUUGAAAAACACCGAGUCUGAGCUUUUUGGGAAGAAGGAAACAAACUCAUGUCCAUUAACCUUUCCUCUGCCUCAGGCUGAACUUCUUGUUGCUUAUUAAGAGAAUUCAGUGGUACCACAGUAAUUCCUUGCUGAAAUAUUACCUGUUCUCUCUCCCUGCCGUCUCUAAAAUGCUGACUGAUGUCUUCACAGAAACUCAGUGCCAGUGAUGUCCAUAUUUCCUUGCUAAAUGUUUCCUUGCUAAAUGUUUCCGUGCUGAGUACUUGACAGCUUCUACAUGAAGCUGAGAGGGCAAAGGAGGAUGCAUGUGCAUGCACACAUACAGUCUGGAUAGGUCUGCUGCUUUUUAUCUGUGUGGUUGGAGGCAGAGCUGAUAUUUUUGAGACCCUUUUUUGAUUUUUUUUUUCAUAUGUGCAGACCUGCAGAGCUGUUCUCUUCCAGAACUGAUGCACACUUACAUGCAUCUCCAAAGCAAAGCUUGUGUGUUGUUCUUACUUGUCCUCAUGAGAUUAAUAUAACCUGCAUAAAGGAAAUAAAAGCACCCAAACACUUGAGAACAUCAGGACUGUGCUUUCUCCAUAGUUCAUAUAAUUCCAUAGUUCAGGUGUGUGCCCUUCAUUAGAUGACUUAGACCUGAGCCAGGUUGAUAUAUGUUAAACGAAAAAUGUUUGCUCUUAGGAAAGGCAAUAGAAGGUAAGCCCUUCAUAACCUAGGGAGGUGAAAAGCACUGGGGAACAAUUGGUUUUACUGUGAUCAGAGUUCUUAUAGAAUUGUUUUUCUGAAUAUGGGUAUACAGGAAAACAAAGUGAGCAAUUACUGCAAGAUGUACCUGUAUAUUUUCUUGAUAUGAGUUUGUCGGAAUUCAGUAACUCUUCAAAUCAAUUCUGCUCUUAGAAUUGUGCUUAUACAAAGAAUUACUUAGAUGCAUUGUUUGGAAACUGUUACUUUGCACAUCAAGUGGGGAGAGAAUGUUCUAUGUUCUAACUAUUCACAAGUGUUCUGUGAAAUUCCACUCCUGAUCCCCAGCUGAUCCACAAGGUCUCUUUCUGAAUGUUCCAAACGUAGAUGGAGUCGUGUUACUGCUUGCUUGGUUUCAUUGCAUGUCAUCAGUAAGUACUCGAGGUAUGGUCUUUGUUUAAUAGUUCUUCAUUGGGAUUUGUAUUUGACUACAGAGACUUCUGUAGUGUUGACAGGUCUGUCUGAAUAGCAGAAGAGGACUUGGCCUGAUAACGCUGCAAAUUAACCUUUAUUGCACGAACUUCUGAAACUACUCUCUUUGGAAAAUCUACUAAGCUAAAAAAAACAAAACAAACCCCUUCUGAACACAUCAUCCAUCCUAAUUGUCAACGUACUGAUUGUUACAAACACAGCUUGGCUUCAUUCUAAAUUAUUUCGUAUAUUGAAAUGUGCAAUUUUUGAGGGUAGCAGUCAAGGGAUGUUUGAAACUGCCAUUAGAUU
Messenger RNA from Sturnus vulgaris (Common starling), 6327 nucleotides. It is a transcript of the gene FAM117B, whose product is annotated as family with sequence similarity 117 member B. Lineage: Eukaryota; Metazoa; Chordata; Aves; Passeriformes; Sturnidae. The record is from RefSeq and is a predicted model, not a curated record.